AUGGAGAGCAAGUACAAGCGACUUGUUGCCGAGUACGCGCGGGUCAAGGGCCACAACGCGGUGCUGAAGAAGGCUGUGGUGGAGGAACAGGAGAACUCGGCGAGGCUCUCUGGUGCACUCAAUCUCCUUCGGCAGAAGAACAGGAGACUCGCCUCGUGGUGGUCCGGCUCGUCGGCAAAGCAGGUCCGUAUCGAUGAGCUGGAGGCGCAUGUUCACGUGCUGGAGGAGCAACUGGCUCACGCCAUUGCCCAGGCCGAAGUCUUUGGCUCGGAGAAGUUUGAGGCUCAGCGGGCGCAUGCCGAGGAGGUGGCGACGCUCAACGGCCAUGUCAAGGCUCUGGAGGCCUCGCUGGUGGCAAAGUCGGACGAGCUGACCGCAGCGGCGGUGGCGGCCGACGACGCCGCUGCGGACGCGCAGGCCAAGAUCGAGACCCUCGAGUCGGCACUCGCCGCAGUCACAGCCUCGUACGAAGCAACGCUUGCCAAGCUCGCCUCGCUACAGGGUGAGGUCUCGACCUCGCUUCGCAAGCUCAACGACUCUCACUUUGGCGGCGUCGCCCCGUUUUACUACCCGCUCCUCUCCGAGUCCGAGUCGGACACGUCGGGCCUAGCGCCGCCAGCGUCGCCGAUUCCACAUGCCCGCGAUGGCUCCGAGGCCCCGGACUCGCCGCUGGACCUCCGCCUCCUCCUCGCCCGCUCCGCCGCCGCUGUCGCCGCCGGCGCCAGCCACAGCCUCUCGCUACCCGAGCUGGAGGACGCUGUCGACUCGCUGGUCUCGGGCCUCGAGUCGUCAUUUAUGGCAUUCCAAGCCUCGGCCAUCGCCCUCGCCACCCCCGACCGAACAGCCGUGCGCGAGAGGGCCGGCAGUGCCGCCCCGCAAGCCGCCGAGCCUCGCCAGGCUCUCACCUUUGCAGACGACUCGCUCCUCGCCUCGGCCGCCAAACCCGUGCGGGCAAGCGCUCCGCUCUCGCCGCUCGAGUGCCAGCGCGCGGUCCAGCACGCGUGCGAGCGCGGCGCCGCUCUUGCUCGCGCCCUUGGUCGUGCCAUGCAGCUCCGGGCCGCCGGUCGCGGCGCUUCGCCCAAGCUCGCCACUCUUGCCGGCCAGUGCUUCACCACGCUCUCGGCCAUUGCCGCCCAGCUCGGUGAGGCGAGCUCGUGGUCGGCCGACGACGCCGUCGAGCCUCAGACCGGCGCCCUAACAGGCACCGCGGUUUCCGCCGGUCGCGCACUUUCGGGCGCGUUCAAGAAGCUCCUCCCGUACAUGCUCGCAUACCUCCGGGUCGACCACCAGGUUGUCUCGGACGUCGCGCCCGAGCUCAAGGGUGUCAACAAUGCGCUAGGCCCGCUGUUCGCCACUGUGGCGGCGGCCGUCGAUGCGCUCGUCGCCGUGGACUCGGUCAGCAAGCUCGGGUACGCGUCCCACAUCGAGCCGCUCGUCGGCGCCGUUGCCCAGCUUGAAGUCUGCCUCCGGCGCAACUAUGAGAUUCGCGACGCGGUCAUCGCUCCUGCGCCAGACCUCUCGGCUGCCUGCGCAGACGUCCUCACCAUCGGCAACGAGCUGCGCAUGGCCCUCUCCCGCCUCGCCUUUACACCUCCUUCUCCCGGCUCAGAGGCUCCGCCGUCGUCGACGCUCCUCACGCCAGCUACGCCUGCUACGCCUGCUCCGCCGUCGACGCCGUCGAAUCGCCCGCCGCGCCUUGCUGUGGCCUCGCCGCUCGUCGCCUCGCCGCUGGCCUCGCCCAUGGUCCACUCAACGGUCCAGCGGUACAUCGACUCGGACGCCGCCGACGUCAUCGCCAAGCUCCAGCGCGCGCUGGCGGCAAAGACUGCUCAGCUCGAGGCCAUUGUCCGCGAACGCGGGACAGUCGUUGUUCUCGACACAGCGGCGCCCGGCCCGCGCGACGAGACCAAGCUCCGCAUGCGGCUACACUACGAGGACAAGGUGUCGUCGCUCGAGCGGCUGCUCACCGCCGCAGACGCCCGCGCCGGUGAGAUGUAUCAGGCCGCGCUCGCUGCCAAGCACGAGCUCAAAGACAUGCAAGGCACGCUGGACGAGACGUUGCACUCGGUCUCGGAUCGGGACAUCGCGCUCGCCGCCGCUCGCGAUGAGCUCGAGACCACCCGUCGCAACUACGAGGAGCAGCUCAACACGCUCACCAACCACAUCUGCUCGCUCCAGGCUGCGCGCCGUCCGUAGGCCCCGAUGCCAGUCACAGCGAUGCCUUGAUCUGCGCCGACGAUGCGCACCAUUGCAGCCAGCCGCCGAGCAGGCGCCGCGGCGAGUACAUGAGGGCAGCCUUGGCCGAGUGAAACGGGCCGACAAAGACGUGGAGGUGGA
Thecamonas trahens ATCC 50062 is the source of this 2337-nucleotide messenger RNA. RefSeq lists its product as uncharacterized. The transcript has 2 exons. Bases 1 to 2196 code for a protein of 731 amino acids. The record is from RefSeq and is a predicted model, not a curated record. Lineage: Eukaryota; Apusomonadida; Apusomonadidae. Gene Ontology annotation, cellular component: membrane; early endosome.